Molecule: messenger RNA, 1412 nt
Organism: Vicia villosa (hairy vetch)
Lineage: Eukaryota; Viridiplantae; Streptophyta; Magnoliopsida; Fabales; Fabaceae
Product: protein CHAPERONE-LIKE PROTEIN OF POR1, chloroplastic
Exons: 5
Coding region: 303-1151 (282 amino acids)
Cellular component (GO): chloroplast membrane
Source: RefSeq, a predicted model, not a curated record
CAGGGUUUUGGUGUGUGUCCUUCGGUAAGCCCUUUCUCGCUCGCUCUUCAAUUGCUAUCCGUUGUUAAUUCAUUCAUUCCCUCUCCUCCCUUCUCAAAAACCACAUCAUUACCCUCUCAACACUGGAAAGGUAAACAAACACACUUUCCCUUCUUCAUUACAUGUAUUUCUUCCUAUGAAUUUCUCCUCUACUUCCGUUAUCCAAUUUCCCUUUACGAUUUCUACGAGCAUCAAGCGCUGAUAUCUGUUCUCGUCGCGCAAAAACAGAUAGCCUCUUAUUUACUUGAUAUUCUUUUAUAACAAUGAUUGUAUCUGGGUUGAGUGGUACUCUCUCAAGAUGCCCCCAAUUACCUCCUCGUUGCCUAGAAUCACGCCGUGUUCGGGUCAGCCCUUUUCCCGUGGCUGCUAGAUGUAUACAAGGGACCAACUUUCCCGGAGUUGAAAGAACAAGUUUUUCAUCUCCUAGAAUAAAAUGCGAUAGAAGACAGGUUCAGUUAGUUAGAAGUGCCAUGGAUGCUUCAUUUGGUGAUACGUCAAAUGAUUCUACCGCUGUUUUCCCAAGAAUUAGUGUGAGUGAUCCGUAUAAACGACUUGGAAUAAGCAAGGAAGCUUCUGAAGAAGAAAUUCAAGGAGCUAGGAACUUCCUGAUCCAAAAAUAUGCAGGGCACAAGCCAAGUAUAGAUUCAAUUGAGUCGGCUCAUGACAAAAUAAUCAUGCAGAAAUUCUAUGAGCGUAGAAACCCAAAAAUUGACUUGAAGAAAAAAGUUAGGGCAGUCAAUCAAUCCCGGUUUGUUCAGGCCGUCAGAGGCAGAUUUCGCACUCCAUCCACCAUAUUCAUUAUAAAAACUUCACUGGCAUUUUUGUUACUCGGUGUUCUGACUGUUUUCUUUCCAACUGAGGAAGGGCCAACACUUCAGGUGGCAUUAUCUCUGAUUGCCACAACAUAUUUCAUAUAUGAUCGGCUGAAGAGCAAGUUAAGAGCUUUGUUUUAUGGGGUUGGAGCAUUUAUCUUUUCGUGGCUAUUGGGAACCUUCUUGAUGGUGUCUGUAAUUCCUCCUAUUCCUAUAAUUAAGGGACCAAGAGCAUUUGAAGUGAUCUCAUCAUUGAUAACGUAUGUUUUAUUGUGGAUUUCAUCAACCUAUCUUAGGUGAAGGCUAAAGCUAUGUAUCUCAAUUUGACUGCUGAGUUUGUAGUUGAAGACUAGUUUUUGCAGUGGAAAUUUACACUUAUCUAGAUGUCAUUGUCAAAUUAUAGCUUUUCUGUUGAAUCGGGUUUUGUUUUCGUCAUUUAAAUUUUUAAAUGAGCAUACGUACUGGAAUUUUAGAGGCAAAACAAUGAUUGUGUCUUCCAAAUUUACAUACUACAUUGGACAUGUUCUUAUUUUGACAUGGGUAAAUGACCAAAGCUUUUCU